GCAACGCUUUCGCCUUUCGUACUUCGACGUGUUGACUGACUUUAGUGAAGUUGAAGUUACAGAAAAAACACAAGUUAAAUAGAGAAGAAUAGCAGGCAAUGGCACACCAGACGGUGCAACCGAUACUGGUGCACUUCGGCACCCUAUUUACAUUCUGCAAGCUGCUCGGCCUUUAUCCACAUAAUUUGCAGGCAUUCCGAAGCGUACACUCGCUGCAAAGCAGCAAAAUUGGCACUGCAAUUGUUGUUGCCACUAUGCUUGCUAUUGUUGUACUUUACAAUUUGCUCAUAUACUUUUUCUCGAGCGAGGAUCACGAAUUGAAAGCUUCACAAAGCACGCUGACCUUCGUCAUUGGCAUAUUUCUGACGUACAUCGGUCUCGGCAUGAUGAUCACCGAUCAGUUGUCCGCUUUGCGCAAUCAGUCGAAAACUGGCGAGCUCUAUGAACGCAUACGCGCCGUUGACGAACAGCUCUUGAAGGAGAAUGUGUACGUAGACAUUUCGAAGACAGCGAAAAACAUACUUUUAAUGAUCGUACUCACGGUCGUCUGUGAACUGAUCAUUUUGAUAUCCACCUAUAUAACGUUGGUUGAGCUCACGGACUGGAAGGCGAUACUGUGGCUGUUUUCUUGUUUUCCAACCCUUUACAAUUCGUUGGACAAGAUUUGGUUUGCGAACACUUUGAGUGCUUUGAAGCAACGCUUCUUUGUUAUCAACAUGGCGCUCGAAGACAUGGUCGAGUCGCAUGAGCGACUUAAGCGUUGGACCGAAAACGGUGGUGAUGGUGGUGGCCAGAUUUUUCGAAGACCAUCCAUUGCGAAUGUCUCAAUCGAUCCGUCGCUGGAAUACUUGUAUAAAGAGCUUACUCACAUGGAGGCGGUUAAGGCGUACAAUAUGGCGCGGAAUAAAAUUUCACCAAUCGCACACUCCCUAAACUCAUUCGGCGAUGCACUGGAGACACCAAAGAAGCCGUAUAAAUACACCAGCCAACCGCCAACAUUCAAUAUGGUCUACGAAAGCGAACUCAAUAAGGAUAUCGAAAAGGUGGAGGAGAAACUAAACAAUUUGUGUCAAUUGCACGAUGAAAUCUGCGAAAUUGGCAAACUGGUGAACGAGCUAUGGAGCUAUCCGAUAUUGGUGCUAAUGGCCUACGGUUUUCUCAUCUUUACAGCACAAUUGUAUUUCUUGUAUUGCGCCACGCAAGGCCAAGCCAUACCAUCGCUGUUUCGCUCGGCGAAGAGCCCCGCCAUAACGACCAUUUUCCUCAGCUACACCGCCGGCAAAUGCAUCUAUUUGAUUUACCUCAGCUGGAAGACGUCGCUCGAGUCGAAACGCACCGGCAUUUGCCUGCACAAAUGCGGCGUCGUGGCCGACAAUAAUUUGCUCUACGAAAUUGUCAACCACUUAUCACUCAAAUUACUAAAUCACUCAGUUGAUUUCUCUGCUUGCGGUUUCUUCACCCUGGACAUGGAGACGCUCUAUGGCGUGAGUGGCGGCAUUACGAGUUACCUCAUAAUUUUGAUACAAUUCAAUUUGGCGGCCCAGCAGGCCAAGGAUGCCUCAAAUGCUGCGGAGACAAAUUACAAUACGAUGCUCACCACAGAGGCUGGCAACACCACAGCGCUGAUGGACUACUUCACCACCACCUUUAUGCCGUACGCACAAACCGAUCUCUAUUAGUGCUGCGUGGCGCUGCUGCAUACGUAUAUGUCUGUGUUUGUGUUGGCAAAAUCUUUACAGGCUGGCGAUUCAUUUGAGAUUUAAAUUGCCAUAAAUUUUGCACAUUUAAUUCACUAUUAAUCAAACACUUUGAAAUUCAAUGCGUCGAUAUAUCAAUUUUACCGUGUCUUUGUAUUUUGUAGUGUGUGUACAUCUCUCUUAUAUAGAUAUAUUUACGAAUGUCAGAUUUAUUGCUUCACAUAAAUACAGUUGAGUGCAUAAACUCUUA
Molecule: messenger RNA, 1947 nt
Organism: Bactrocera neohumeralis
Lineage: Eukaryota; Metazoa; Arthropoda; Insecta; Diptera; Tephritidae
Gene: Gr66a
Product: gustatory receptor for bitter taste 66a
Exons: 6
Coding region: 99-1679 (526 amino acids)
Biological process (GO): sensory perception of taste
Cellular component (GO): neuronal cell body; axon; membrane
Source: RefSeq, a predicted model, not a curated record